Messenger RNA from Paramecium sonneborni, 1727 nucleotides. Lineage: Eukaryota; Ciliophora; Oligohymenophorea; Peniculida; Parameciidae. The record is from the annotation of a GenBank genome assembly.
AUGUUCCUAAUAUUGUUGAUUCUUUAAAAGCUUACUUAAAUAUUGGAAUGGAUAAUAAUAUAAGGAGUAUUAUAAAAAUUAAAGUAAAGAGGAUUAAAGUAGCUUAGAAAAAUAACAACAAUUCUUGUUGAAAAGCUGCUAUAGUAUUAGGAAUAAUAGAUAAGUAUACAUUAUUAAAACCUAAUGAAAUUUAUUGUUUAGUUUAAGAUGAAAAUAAUGAAUCAUAACAUGAACCUGAAAAUAUUUAAGGUGAAAUAUUAGUUACAAGAAAUUGUUGUUUACAUCCAGGAGAUAUUAGAAAACUUAAAGCAAGGAGAAAUAUUAUAAAGAAAUGUUAAUAAGAAUCCAUAUUUAUAGUUGAUUAAUUGUUUAAUAUUUCCAGCAACUGGAAAUUCUCUUCCUUGUUAAAUUGCAAGAGGAUAUCUUGAUAGUAAUUUAUAUUUUAUUUGUUGGGAUAGUAGAUUACUACCUCAAACCUAUCGUUUAUGAUGAAAAAAAAGUUAAUUCUGUUUAACCUAAAAAGAUUGAUUUUAAAGAAAAUAAUAAAAGUUUAAUGAAAAUAUUGAAAGAAAUUUUGAGUUGACAUGGUGAAGCUGUUUAUUUUGUUAAAACUGGAAAAUAAGUCUUUUUAGAUCUUAAAUCCCUUUCUCAACGUAUAGAUCCUUUUAUUAUUAUUUUUUAGUUUUUCCUGAUUAUAUGGAGAAAGAAUAAUCUGUAACCUAACAAUUAUUGGAAAAUUAUAUAGGUAAAUUGCAUAUUUAGGAGACAAAUCAGAUAAUAUUUUAUAUUUAGGUUUUAAUUAACAUAACUUACCUCUUAUUAAUUACAGAUUAUUGUAUAUUUUGAUAAAAUAAUUAAAUAAAAUAUCAAAAUUGCAAUCAAUUUAGAAGAAAUUAAAGAAUAAAAAUACAAAAUUAAAGAAUAACAAUAAGAAAUGAAAGAUUGGAAAUAAGUAAUAUAAGAAUAAUAAUAAGAAAUUAAAGAAAAAAAAUAAGAAAUAGAAAAAUUACAAUAAGCAAUUAAAGAAUAAUAAUAAGAAAUUAAAGAAGAAUAAUUAAACUAAGAAAUAAUUUGGAUUAAUUAAAAAUUACAUUAAUGAUAACUAUAAAAGACAUUUUGAAUCUUCAAUAAAAUUGAUUUUGCAUAUUUUUGAAACCGUCUUUGGAAUAACUCAAAUUUUUGUAGUUAAGAGUGAAUUUGAAAUUUAUAGAGGAAAUUUUAGCAGUAUAAAAAGGUGAUGGAUUAUAUCAAAAGGUAGAUUAAUUUGUAAUUAAAAUUAGAAAAAGUUGAAUGUAUAAAAAUACUAGAAGCGAAUAAUUGCAUUAAUUAUUCAAUUACAUUAAGAAUUAGAACGCAAAUUAUAGACACUCUCUGAUAUUGAAAAAAUGUAACGAAUUUCUUUAAUCAAUUUCAUUUUAUAGUUGUAAACAAAAACUAAAAGAUAAAAAUAAAUUAAUUUGAUAAAAAAAUAAAUAAUUAUAUUUAUCAUUACUACAACAUAUUCUCUAAAUUCUCAUCCUUAUCCAACUUACACUAUAUUAGGAGAGUUUAUUGAAUAAUUGAUAAAUUAAAUAAGUUCUUUUGAUGAUUCGAAAAUUCUCAUGAGGACUCAUACUAUUUGGUAUAGGGAUUUGGAUAAUAUCUAUUUUGAAAGGAUUUAAUAAAGAUAUUUAGGAAUGAUUUAGAAGAACUUAUUUGACUAGGUUUAUCAAAAGUUUAUAAUAUGA